UUAUCACCUGUGUUGACAGCUCGUGCGACUAUGUUCGCCAAAGGCGAUCCGCAAAAUGUCAUAGGAACCAUCGAUUUUAUGCAAGUAGGAAAUAGGGUUAAGAUUACCGGCACCGUGAAAGGACUAACACCAGGUCUUCAUGGAUUUCAUGUUCAUGAAAAAGGUGAUUUGGGAAAUGGUUGCGCAAAUGCAGGUGGUCAUUACAAUCCGCUCAGUAUGCAACACGGUUCACCAUACGAUAACGAUCGACACAUCGGUGAUCUCGGGAACAUCUUUACUUCGUACGGCGGCUUUACGAUGAUCUCCAUCACGGACUCCGUAGCUAAACUCGAUGGUCCAUAUAGUGUGGCUGGACGAGCUAUCGUCAUUCAUUCCGAUGCAGACGAUCUGGGCCGUGGAAAUUCACCAGAGAGUAAAAAAACUGGAAACGCUGGUAGUCGAGUUGCUUGUGGAGUGAUCACUGUUUUACGACGCCGUUCACCUUAA
Messenger RNA from Angiostrongylus costaricensis, 486 nucleotides. NCBI's taxonomy places the organism in Eukaryota, Metazoa, Nematoda, Chromadorea, Rhabditida, Metastrongylidae. The record is from the annotation of a GenBank genome assembly.